This is a messenger RNA of Vitis riparia (riverbank grape), 985 nucleotides long. Its product is annotated as probable caffeoyl-CoA O-methyltransferase At4g26220. The record is from RefSeq and is a predicted model, not a curated record. The coding region runs from base 24 to 737 and encodes 237 amino acids. Gene Ontology annotation, molecular function: O-methyltransferase activity; S-adenosylmethionine-dependent methyltransferase activity. NCBI's taxonomy places the organism in Eukaryota, Viridiplantae, Streptophyta, Magnoliopsida, Vitales, Vitaceae. The transcript has 5 exons.
CUUGUGUGAAGUUGUUGGGAGUAAUGGAACAGUCUGGAAAGAAAAAUCCUUCCAAGGGUCUAUUGCAGAGUGAGGAGCUGUAUCAGUAUAUUCUGGAGACUAGUGUGUACCCACGUGAACCCGAGCCUCUCAAGGAGCUCAGAGAUAUUACUGCAACUCAUCCAAAAGCCGUGAUGGCCACUGCCCCAGAUGCAGGUCAGUUAAUGGACAUGCUCUUGAAGCUGAUUAAUGCAAAAAAGACGAUUGAAAUUGGAGUUUUCACUGGUUACUCUCUUCUCCUCACUGCUCUUUCCAUUCCUGAUGAUGGCAAGAUCACAGCCAUUGAUGUAGAUCGACAGGCAUAUGAGAUGGGGUUGCCGGUUAUUAGAAAAGCUGGUGUUGAACACAAAAUCAACUUCAUUGAGUCGCAAGCUCUACCAGUUCUAGAUAAGCUCUUGGAAGAUAAAGGGAAUGAAGGAAGUUUCGACUUUGCUUAUGUUGAUGCUGACAGGCCUAGUUUUCCUGGUUAUCAUGAGAGGCUGCUCAAAUUGUUGAAGGUUGGAGGGGUAAUUAUGUACGAUAACACACUCUGGGGAGGAACAGUGGCUUUGCCUGAUCCAUCUCUGGCUCCACAAGGCCGAAAAUCUUGCUGGAAGGAUUGCAUUGAAUUCAACAAAAUAUUGGCAGCUGAUACUCGCAUCGAAAUAUCUCAAGCUCCAUUAGGCGAUGGUGUCACUAUCUGCAGGCGCUUAUACUGAUAUUUGGAUUUGGUCUUUUGCAUCAAUUGAGCUUGAAUCAAAGACUCUAGCACUAUCAUCAACUUAACUUGUUUGUAGAAGUAAGUCAUUUGGUCAAUGGAUUGUCUGGGUAUGUAUCUUCACUUUCCACAUUAAUAAUAAAACAUUUGCAGCCGAGAUUGGAGGAGUUUCAUUCACUAAUUCCUUCAAUUUGGGAAACUGUUUUAACCUUUUUCCCUCUGAAAAUCAAUUUUCAUGGUGUUAUAUCA